GAAGAAGAGUAAAACAGAGGGAGAUGUUCCGCCGUCCAUGUCCGGAAGCUGCGCCGUGUGCGUAGACAGAGUGGUGUACCUCUUCGGAGGGCAUCACGCACGGGGCAAUACCAACAAGUUCUACAUGUUAAAUUCCAGAUCCACGGACAAAGUGCUGCAGUGGGUCAGAGUGGAGUGUCAGGGGGUACCCCCUUCGUCGAAGGACAAGCUGGGCGUGUGGGUUUACAAAAACAAGCUGAUAUUUUUUGGAGGCUAUGGUUAUUUUCCUGAAGGGAAACAACGUGGAACUUUUGAAUUUGAUGAAACCUCUUUUUGGAAUUCAGGCCUUCCGAGAGGGUGGAACGACCACGUGCAUGUUCUGGACACCGAAACUUUUACUUGGAGCCAGCCUGUAACCACGGGUAAAACUCCGUCACCGCGAGCAGCUCACGCCUGCGCUACGGUCGGGAGCAGAGGCUACGUCUUCGGUGGCCGAUACAGAGAGUCCAGAAUGAACGACCUUUACUACCUGAACCUGGAUACGUGGGAGUGGAACGAAAUAGUCGCACAAGGCGUCUGCCCAGUCGGCCGGUCCUGGCAUUCUUUAACGCCCAUUUCCUCGGAUCACCUCUUUCUCUUCGGGGGAUUCACCACGGACAAGCAGCCGUUAAGUGACGCUUGGAUCUACUGUAUCAGCAAGAACGAGUGGAUCCAGUUUGAGCAUAACUAUUCCGAAAAACCAAGGUUGUGGCAUACCGCUUGUGCAAGCGAAGAGGGAGAGGUGAUCGUCUUCGGGGGCUGUGCCAACAACUUACUUGCCCAUUCUAAAGCU
Molecule: messenger RNA, 811 nt
Organism: Eurypyga helias (sunbittern)
Lineage: Eukaryota; Metazoa; Chordata; Aves; Eurypygiformes; Eurypygidae
Gene: KLHDC2
Product: kelch domain containing 2
Exons: 9
Molecular function (GO): protein binding
Source: RefSeq, a predicted model, not a curated record